Messenger RNA from Balaenoptera acutorostrata (minke whale), 5730 nucleotides. RefSeq names its product sodium channel epithelial 1 subunit delta (gene SCNN1D). Gene Ontology annotation, biological process: sodium ion transmembrane transport. Gene Ontology annotation, molecular function: ligand-gated sodium channel activity. The record is from RefSeq and is a predicted model, not a curated record. Gene Ontology annotation, cellular component: membrane. NCBI's taxonomy places the organism in Eukaryota, Metazoa, Chordata, Mammalia, Artiodactyla, Balaenopteridae.
UGUCCCUGAGGGUGGGGAUGCCCACAGGCGUGGAAGUGGAGCCCAGGCACCCGCAGUCUGCAGGGCAGUCCCGGCCUGCAAGGGGGCGCCUUGGUGCCUCUAGGCCCAGCCUAGGUGAAGGCCACCACUUGAAGGCCCACUGGGGCCGUGCUCAGCAGGCUAGGGCCAGCCGUCCUUCUGGGGAGAGGGCGGGGGACGGGGGCCCUCCACCUGUCCCUUCUCUAAUCCUUUCAACGUACAGUUGUCAAGGAGGGGCCACAUGGGCCCAUGUUGUGCGGGAGCUGGGGACGCCCUGUCCUGCCCCAGCCAGCACCUCCUGCUCCUCCAGGGACUGGAGGGGCCUGGUGAGGCAGGCGAGGGGACGGGCCCAGAAGGGAGGAGGGGGCUGCUGGCCUCGCUGCCACUGGAUGCAGUCUCUGUGUCUCUGCCCUCUCAAAGGCAGGCUCUGGGGUGGCCUCCUCAGGAGGAGGAAGGAGGGGCUCUGACACUGGCCCAGUGACAUCAGUUGGUCUCACCUCUGAGCCUCGAGGAAACUCAGUCCCACUUUGUACUUGAGGAAACGGGCUCAGAGAGGUUGAGUAACUUGGGCAAUGUCACACAGCCGAUGAGUGACAAAGCUGUGAUUCGCACUCACGCCCAGGUGAGUCCAGGACCAGCUCUUCCCCAAGUGUGACUUCCCUCUCCCAGAGGUCCCCUCUGGCCAUCUGCCUCCUUCCAAAGCCACGAGGCUGGUGACCUCACACCUCCUCAGAGCCAAGGCCCCACCAGAAGGGCCUGGUGGAGGUGGGGGCUUCCUCCCUCAUCUCAGCCCAGGUCCUCAGCACCGAUUUGGGGUGGGGUGUCAGGAACCCAGAGCCUGUGUGGGGAGGGGCAGAGGGCCUGAGCCGACCGCUCAAGCCUGGGACCAGGCUGAGGGUCUGGUCCUUUGGGAUGGCGAGGCCUCUGGGUCAUCCUAGAGCCAUGUUGGGUCCCCCAGCGUGUCACCCUGGGGCUGUCCUGCCUUCAGCACACUGGCUGGCCUCAUGCAACCACACUGAGGCCGAGGGUUUCGGCAUCCGAGAUGGUGUGUCCCCAGGGUGUGGUGUCAUCUUCGGGGGUGGUGCACGGCCUCAGUAUCUCCUGGGAGGCUGAGCUGUGGGCGCCACGUCCCACCCAGGCCCCGACUCCUUCCCACAGUCUGCGCCUGUCCCAGGGGCUGGGCAGCCAGCCCUGGGGGACCCCUGUGUUCUGGGAAUGCAGGCCCCUUCCCAGCGACCCUUGGCCACAAACACCUGUGGUCAGAGGCCUGGCAGGUGGAGGUGAGCAGGCCAGGCUGGAGGAGAGUGGACAGGGGAGGGGGCGUGCAGGGUCUGCUGCAGCGGGGGUCCCUCCUCGCCCUCCAGAAACCUCGGGCCCCUCACCGGAGCCAGGGCCAGGGCCCCAGGCCUGGCUCCAGGAACCCGGGCAGGAAAGCUUCCCCCGGGGAAGGAUGCCAGUGCCUGCAGCCAAAGGCUUCCCCUUCCAGGACCAGAGCAGGUGUGACUGCCCCCAGCCGGGCCCCUCCCCACCACCACGCCCCACGCCCAGCCUGUUAUAAAUAGGAGGCUGCCUGGCCAGCGCCGGCCGCGGCCCGCUUUGUCACCUGCUAUAACCACCACCAGCACCGCCAGUGUUGCAGCCACCCAGCACGGGAGGUUGGAGGCACCCACACAGGGAGCGCCUGAGGUGGCCCGUGGCCGGGGCAGUUGGGGCAGGCCACCUCUCGGGGUCUCCCCUGCCUGAAGUGGAGGGCCCACAUCCCACAUGAGAGGGCAGGGGCUCCCGUACACACCGUCAUCACGCCACCCCCCUGACAGAGGGCUUGCUGUGUGUGAGAGGUGUGUGUCCGUGCACGUGUGUGUGCGUGCGUGGGCCGCGUGAAGGGGCCAUGCACCCUUGCUCCUGGCACGGCUGAAGCGUUGGGGACCCGCGGUGCCCACACUCGCCCCAGCGCAUCCGCCCUAGUGUCGGGACCCCGCCCCCUGUCUCAGGAAGCCCUGGAGGUGCCUGAGUCUCCAGACCCGCCCUCCUCCUGCCCCGCCAGCUCCAGCGGGGGUGGGAGGCGGCCGGUACAGAGUCCGAAAGAAACUUCUGGAGCCCCUUUUGCCUCGCGAGUAUCACAGGGCUGAUGGUCGUGCCUUCCCUGUGAGGGCUCAGUGUGAUCACGGGCCACACGUGUGGGCAGCGCUGUGACCCGUGUGGGACCCACCAUCAGCACCCCGUGCUGGCACGUGCCCCUGGCCAGGCCACCUCCACAAACCCGAGGCCUGGGCCUCACGCAGCUGGCUGGCGCUCGGGUGUCCAGCCCAGCAAGUGCCAGCUGAAUGCACCAGGCCCUUCCUCUGGCUCAGCCCCCUCCCCAAGCGCCAGCCCAGGCCCCAUUGGCUGGAGGGGCCAGAACCCAGGGGGCUGCACCCCAAGUGUGAGAGGCCUAAUGAUUCAGACCAAGAUGGGGACACUGUGGGAAGUCCGCAGGAGGCCCGGGCGGUAACUCAGUGCGUGUCCCGGACCGGCAGGCCUGACCUGGUCAGGGCUCCUGCGCACUGGGGGACCUGGGUCCUGGGACGCUGGAGCCUCCGGGUGGGAGUGGGGGCCGGGCAGGCCUCGGGUCCCCCUCCUUGCGGCCCUCAGAUCCCCACCACGUCUGGCCCAUCAGCCCGUUGCCUACUUUUCCGGAAGCCCGAGGCCCAUGAUUGGAGCAUCCCUGGGGACUCAGCUCGGUGGACGACACCCCACCCCAGGCCAGCAGCGCCCAACGGUCUACAGGCCUGACCCUUGGCCCAGAUGUGGCCAGACCUGCCGGGCUCCACCGGCCCCAGUCAAAGGGGCCAUUGCUGGCCGCCGAGGGUGGGGAGAGGCCGUUGAGGCCCAGAGUCCCGUCAAUCCCCAGCGCUGGGCUCGAGGCCCACCCUGAGCAGCUCACCUGGCUGCCCCUCCCCAGAGGUCCCGGCCCCACUCGGCAGAGAGCAGCAGAGGCCCACCCAGCCUCGAGCCUGCCUGCAAACAAGGCCAGGCGUGGCCUGGACACCAUGUCCCCUGCUGUCCCUGCCCCACCGCCCAGGCUCGGCUCUGGCCAUGACAAGACACACCCGCGGAGGCCGCCUGGUGCCCCGCCGGUCAUCACAGGGGAGGGCCGCGGCGUCGGUCCCAAGUAUGGACCAGCUUCUGAUGGGGCCUCUCGAGCCUCAGCAGGCCGGGCUGGGCCACUGGCGGCUGAGGGACGCGACGGUCCCGGGAGUUCCCAGGGACAGAGAAUGGAAGUCGAUGGCACGGCCCCGGGUGGGGACACCUGGGUGGGGUCAGACCGGACGGUGGGCUGGGACCCCACUGAGGCUCGCUUCUGGGAUUCAGGCUGGAGCCGUGGCCCAAGCAGCUGGUGGGGGGCCGGGGACCCGGACAUGCCCCCAGCUGCCGCCAUCGCCACCACCGCCACCGCCCGAGGAGGGGCGUGGGGAGAGGCUGGUGGAGCUGCACGCCUCGUUCAGGGAGCUGGUCACCUUCUUCUGCACCAUCCGCCUUGUCUGCUCCAGCCAGAACCGCCUCAAGACCGCGUCCUGGGCGCUGCUGCUCGCGGGGGCCCUGGGCCUGCUCUGCUGGCAGUUUGGACUCCUCUUCGAGCAGUACUGGCGCUACCCGGCCAUCAUGACAGUGUCCAUACACUCGGAGGGAGCACAGCGCAAGCUCUUCCCGUCGGUCACCCUGUGCGACAUGAACCCACCGGUGAGGGCUGCGGCCAGCUUGGGGGCCCCUCCCCAGGCCGCACCCAGCCCGCUGCCCCCUGCGGGCGCUGGACAACUUUGCCCGGGAGAACAUCUACUCCCUGUAUGGGUUCAACUUCAGCGACAGCGUGGACGUCCCGGGGGCCGAGGCCCCGAGCCCACCCUCCAGCUGGACCACGGGAUCCGCCUCCAGAGGCUGAGCCCCCUGUGGGGCCAGAACAGAAUGGGCUGCAAACUGCAGGCCUACUCCUCCGGCGUGGCGGCCGCCCGGGAGUGGUACCACUUCCACUGCGCGAACGCUCUGGCCCUGCCGCCUGCUGCCCACGAGGACAGCCACCACAGCCGCGGCAGACGCUUCGUCUUCUCCUGCCGCUACGACGACCAGGACCGCCAGGCCCGACGCUUCCAGACCCCCCACCACUCCAGCUACGGCAGCUGCUACACCUUCAACGGUGUCUGGGCCGCGCAGCACCCCGGUCUCACCCACGCUGAGUGCCAGCCCGGGCCGGGCAUCAGCCUGGUCCUCGGGCCAGAGCAGCAUGAUCAUCUCCCUCUGCUGUCCACGGAGGCCGGCAUCGAAGUCACGAUCCACACGCGUGACCACACGCCCUUCCUGGAGCACCGGGGCUUCAGCAUCCGGCCAGGGACGGAGACCACCGUCGGCAUCCGAGAGGGGCUCCAGGGCAGGGCGGCAGAGCUGAGGCGCACCCCCUCCCCCCAGGACGAGGUGCACCGGCUCUGGAGCCCCUGUGGGCACCGCACAGACAGCACGGGGGGCGACGUGCAGCUACUGUACAACACCUCCUGCACCAGGUGGGCCUGCCUGGUCUCCUGCUUCCAGCCGCUGAUGGUGGAGACCCGCUCCUGCGGCUGCUUCUUCUACCCCCUGCCUGCGGGGGCCCAGUACUGCAUCUCCGUGCGGCGCCCGGCCUGGGGUCACUGCUUCCGCUGCCUCUGCAAGGACCUGGAGACCCACCGGCUUCCCUGCACCUCCCGCUGCCCCCGGCCUUGCAGGGGAGGAGUCUCGUGCAAGCUCUCCGCUGGGACCUCCAGCUGGCCUUCCUCCAAGUCAGCCGGCCCCACCAGCAGGUCCAGGGCCCUGCCCCUCUCGCCUGUGCCCCGCCACAGGAGCAACCUGGCCAAGGUGAACAUCUUCUACCAGGAGCUCAGCUACCGCGCGGUGGACGAGACACCAGUCCACUCCGUGCCGCAGCUGCUUUCAGCCACGGGCAGCCUCUGGAGCCUGUGGUUUGGCUCUUGCGUCCUCUCAGUCGUGGAGGUGCUGGAGCUGCUGCUGGGCGCCGCGGCCCUCGCCCUGCUGCUGUGUUGCCACCAGCUCCGCGGGGCUCGGGGCCAGCCCAGGGCAGCCACGGGGGUGCCCGCUCCAAGUCAGAGGCCGGCUGGUGGCCGGGUAGCUGCAGGCAUGACGUCGAACGCCCAGGGGCCCAGCUCCGCCUCCCACGAUGUUGCAGGGGCUCCGGCAGGGGUCUUGGCUGGAGGUCAGCCUGGUGUGGGCCCCGGAAACUCCUGACACCUGAACCAGCCUGCGACUGGCCUGACCCUGGGAGCUGUGGCAGCAGUGGGCUCUCCCGGCUGCCCAGGGCCGGCCAGUCCCGCCCCACAGGGCCCCCCCCGGCCAGCCGAGCCAAACCCGGGGCCCAAGAAGCAGCGGCACCGGAGCCCGAGGGCGGGCAGGCGCCAGGCGCUAGCACACGGGGCCUUCCUUAGCGCAGCUGCCUGCCCGGCGGUGACCUCACAGGGCUCAGGGAGGCCCGGGGUAGGGAGCAGGGGGGUGUCCCCACCGCUCGGGAUCCUCGCGUUCAGGGCGUGGCGGAGCACCUGCCCGUGUGCAGGAGCGUGCGCGCACGCGUGAGGUGGGGGGCGCCCCAAGGGAGUGUGUCUGUCUACACCUCCGUGUAGGCGUGUGCAGGCAUCGGGCAGAGCCUCCCUCGCUCAGGGCCAGUGGGAGGAAGGGCAGGGCCAGGCCCGGGCG